UGUAGCUUUAAGAGGAGGGGGCGUGUCGUUUCUGUGGCUGUCCCUUUUAUUUGAAUAUACAGUAGUUCAGCAAGGCUGGAGUCGGAUUGCGUCGGAUGUUUUUCGCCUUGUGAGACGGUCACAGCGGGACGUGGUGGCUGCUGUCGUCGGUAAUGCUCCUCAUCCUGGCCUAUAUUUAACAUUUGAAUGAUAUUACACAGCUAGAGAGGCGUUUUCCCCGCCGCAUGCACAAACACACAGGAGACUGGACCGACAAUAUGGACUUGCACAUAUUGGACCACAGGCUACGGGUCACCAGCAUAUCCAAGAAUGGGCUGGUGAAUUUCACACACCCCCUGAUUAAACUGAUCUUCCUCCGCAACAGGACACGAUGUAAGUUUUUCAGCCUGACGGAGACACCAGAGAACUACACAGUCGUCCUUGACGAGGAAGGAUUCAAAGAGCUGCAGCCCUCAGAGCAUCUCAAGGUAGAGAGCUCCAUUUGGCUGCCGCUCAACGUGGUCUCCAAUGGCAACGCCUCCAGCAGCUCACAGGCUGUCGGCGUGACAAAGAUCGCCAAGUCGGUCAUCGCCCCUCUGGCCCAGCAGCACGUCUCCGUCUUCAUGCUCUCCACUUACCAGACCGACUUUAUCCUGGUGAGAGAGAAAGACCUGUCUGUAGUCAUCAGCACUCUGGAGGAGGAGUUCAAUAUCUACAAGGAGGUGGGAGGAGAGUCUGUCCCUAUGCAGUGUCAGGACGUUUCCAACGGCUUCCAGAAGAACGGCAAAGAAGCCAUCCUGCCUACAGUUCACCCGGUGCUGAUCCCCCAGAACCAGUUCUGUGUCAUGUCUCUGGACCCAGACACGCUGCCAUCCAUCGCCACCACGCUCAUCGACGUCCUCUUUUAUUCCAACAGUCCUAAAGAGGACACACAGUCGUCCCCCAGCCAGGACCUGGACUGCAUCAAGUUCUUCUCCUUCUCCCUCAUCGACGGCUACAUCUCUCUGGUGAUGGACACGGAGGCCCAGAGACAGUUUCCUGCAGAUCUUCUCUUCACCAGCUCCUCCGGGGAGCUGUGGAGAAUGGUUCGUAUCGGGGGCCAACCGCUGGGCUUCGAUGAAUGUGGUAUAGUCGCUCAGAUAUCGCAGCCUCUGGCUGACAGCGACAUCUCUGCCUAUUACAUAAGCACCUUCAGCUUCGACCAUGCUCUGGUCCCUGAGGAGGACAUCGUGAGCGUGACGGGCAUGCUCCAGCAUCAGAGGAAAGAACCAGCUGCGAGCUGAUUUCUGAAGUCUCGUCUGAGCUGGAUGAUCCUGGCUCAAUGUGCCGCCCCCUAACUCCAGCUCCAGUGGCCAAGGGUGGCAGGCCAGCAGGAAAAGAGGCUAACCCUGUGCCUAGACUAGCACUGCAUCGCCAGCAGUAUUAACUACUACGAACUUGCCAUGAACACCAGAAGCGCUUCUCUACGGUGUGCAUAUACAGUUUGUCUGUGAGGCCUCCUGUCUUACCUUAUGCACAUCAAAAUGCACAAUCACUCCUAAACACACACAUAUCCACACAGACACACACACACUUGCACAUCCACAAGCACAAAGUCAGACAUUUGAUAGACUCUCUUUCUCUAAUGUAGGACUGGAGAUUGCGUGGUCUGAAGUUAAAUUGUUCAUAAUAUUAUUUUGAUGCAGACAGAAGAACACGGUCAUACAUUUUACCAGUGUUGCAAACACCGGUAACUUAGUCUUCCAGUAAUGUUUAUGUCAUAAUGCCAUGUGUCUAAACAACCUUAUUAUAUUUUAAAUGAAAGGCCAUUUGCAAAGAAUUGCAGUUUUCUUUUUUGUGAAACUAAAAGCGUGAAACUUAAACGCAAGGCAGUUGUGAGAAUGUUGAUCUGAAUCAUUUCCAUGCAAAAGAAAAAACAGAAUUUCUAUUUUUUUGACAACAGAGCUCACUUGUUUUGGUUUGAGAAGAAUGUGCAGGUAGUUCUUGUAUAUUAAAACUACUACAAAUGCUGUCAAGCAGGACGGUAGGCUUGGUCAGUGUUUUUUUUUUUUAAGAGGUCAGCAUUUCUUAACUGUAGUAUUACCCAAGGUCAAUAACACUAUGUCUUAUUUUUUGUUUUGUUUUUUGUUAUUUGCACAAUAAACUUUUAAUUUAGCUAUCACUUAGGUGUUUUCUUUGGUACAAUUUUUGUACAAUUUGAAGUAAAAGUAUUCUGUAAACAUUUGUAAUUUUUGUGCUGCUUCAAUAAAAGUAUUCAAAUAGGUA
Molecule: messenger RNA, 2244 nt
Organism: Centropristis striata (black sea bass)
Lineage: Eukaryota; Metazoa; Chordata; Actinopteri; Perciformes; Serranidae
Gene: castor1
Product: cytosolic arginine sensor for mTORC1 subunit 1
Exons: 9
Coding region: 225-1262 (345 amino acids)
Biological process (GO): negative regulation of TORC1 signaling; cellular response to L-arginine
Cellular component (GO): cytosol
Molecular function (GO): arginine binding
Source: RefSeq, a predicted model, not a curated record